ACGCGGAGACGGUCGUUGCGCGCGCUCCGAUUCCCAGGAAAACCUUUUUUUUUUUAACUAUUGAAAGAAGCAGAUGAUCCGCCGAAGGGACACCGAGUGACUCGCGUCAGACAUCUCGAAAUUAUCAUUUAACAUUAAAAAAAAAAAAAAAAUCUAGCGUGACCGACCAAAGAUGCUCACUGAUAUUAUAGAAGGAGAGUUUGAUAUUAAAGAGGAAGAGCCAUGGUACGACCAUCAAGAUCUGGAGCACGAUCUUCAUUUGGCCGCCGAAUUGGGUAAAAAUUUACUGCAGCAGAACAGAGACUUGGAAGAGACUCUCCAACAGAUGUGCAUCACCAACCAGGAGCAGACACAGGAGAUAGAGUAUCUCUCUAAGCAGGUGGAUACGCUGAGGUCGAUGAACGAUCAGCACGCUAAGCUCCACGAGCAGCUGGAUUCAGGAGCUCAAGACCUGGAGCGGAAAAACCAAAGACUGGUGCUGGAGAACCGAGCGGCUCAGACGAAGAUCGAAGGGCUCACGGAGACGGCGGAAGGCCUGCAGGCUCAGGUGGACGAGCUCCAGAGGGACGUGAGGAAGAUGAGGCUGGUUUCGGCCGAGCGGAGCCGGUCCGGCGAUCUGGGGCUCGCGUGCUGCGAGGAGAACCGUCAGUCACACAAGCACUUUUCCCAUGAGUGCUCUGUUUCCAGCAGCCGCUCGUCACCGAAGCGCGAGGAACGAGACGAGCACCGGGAGCUGAAGCGCUCGGUGCAUUCCCUGCAGACGCAGCUGAGCGCAGAGCGCGCUCGGAGAGAGACGGCCGAGCUGGAAGCGGACGCUCUGGCUCGUGAACUCGGCCGGCUGGAGCCCAGAGCGGCGCUGCUCGGAGUCUACGAGGAGCGCCUGGCCCAGAAGGAGGCCGAGGUCCAGGAGCUCCGCCUGCUCCUGCGCUCGAGCCAAGGUGACGCGUUCCUCCCGUCGGACGACGAAGCGGGCGGGGACGGAGGCUGGGGGCGGGGCCUCGGCGGGAGGCGGUCGCUUAGCGACGAGCGGUUGCCUAGCGACGAGCGGCAUCGCGGCGUCUCUCUGCUGCACGAGGUGGAUGCUCAGUACACCGCCCUGCAGGAGAAAUACGACACGCUGCUGCGCCGCUGCCAGGGGGAGACGUCCGAGAGAGAAACGGGCCGAACGCAAACACCGGGCGAGAACACGCAGCCCGAGUACAAGGCCCUGUUUCAGGAGAUCUUCACCUUUAUCCACAAGAGCAAAGAGGACCUGAAGGAGAACAGGAACAAGGUUGAGUGAGCCAAUAGGGUUCAAGAGAACCAACGAGCAUACAGCGCUUUCGGAAAGUGCACCUAAAGCUAAAUUAUUCUGACAGAACUAGCAUUGAGAGCCUAAAGGUUAACAUCAGGUACUGGAGAGUGUAUAUAAAGCGCUUUUGUAAAUAUUUCUAAAUGUGACCGUCAAAAAAGGCCGUAAACUUAAAUGUACUGUAACUGAUUUCUGAAGCAAACGUUAAAUCUUUGUGUAUUUAUAGUGAGGUGAAUCUCACAAGAACAUUACCGGGUUAUACUGCACUACAUAAUCAGCAGAGAAAUAUUAGCGUAAAUCAAUAAUAAUCAAUGUAAGCGUUGUGUGUGAAAAUACUGUAUAUUAAACUAUUUUAAUAAACAUCGAAUGGCGAUCUGAGAA
Messenger RNA from Puntigrus tetrazona (Sumatra barb), 1672 nucleotides. It is a transcript of the gene cdr2b, whose product is annotated as cerebellar degeneration-related protein 2b. Lineage: Eukaryota; Metazoa; Chordata; Actinopteri; Cypriniformes; Cyprinidae. The record is from RefSeq and is a predicted model, not a curated record. The transcript has 5 exons. Bases 173 to 1282 code for a protein of 369 amino acids.